AAAACAAAAACAAGAAAAGGGAAAACUUUUAAUCAAAGAUUAUUAUUAUAAUUAUCUUAAGAGAAAUAAAUUAAAUAGCAAAUCAAGAAGAAAAAGAAAUGGCUCAUUUAAAAGUAAUUAUAGCCAACAUGUCCAAUUGGAUUUCUACUAGAUUCAUGAUGGUGCCUGCAGGAAAUGUAUUGAUCUAUAGAGACUUUGUUAGUGCCACAAGACCUUCUCAAAAAAUUGAUAAAGAGACAUGUCAAAAGAUAAUAGAAGCAGCAGAAGCAGUGAAAGAAGGAGCUAAAGAAGUGAAAAGUGUGGGAGAAUAUGUCAAAAAAACUGUUUCUGAUAGUGCUGGAAAUGUGAUAUCAGAGGUGGCAAAAGCAGCACUAGAUAAGGCAACUGAAAAGGAAGAAAAAGGUGCAUGGGAUAAAGUCAAAGACACUGCAAAUGACAUCAAGAAUCAAGUAGUUGGCAAGUGACUUAAUUA
This is a messenger RNA of Solanum verrucosum, 472 nucleotides long. RefSeq lists its product as uncharacterized. The transcript is spliced from 3 exons. Lineage: Eukaryota; Viridiplantae; Streptophyta; Magnoliopsida; Solanales; Solanaceae. The record is from RefSeq and is a predicted model, not a curated record. The coding region runs from base 99 to 464 and encodes 121 amino acids.